Molecule: messenger RNA, 909 nt
Organism: Metarhizium brunneum ARSEF 3297
Lineage: Eukaryota; Fungi; Ascomycota; Sordariomycetes; Hypocreales; Clavicipitaceae
Source: RefSeq, a predicted model, not a curated record
AUGGUUCGCAUCGCCAUGGUAACACUUGUGGCCUUCGCCGCCUCUGCCUUUGCGUCACCCCAUAUUAGAGUUAGAGGUGGCGCCAGGGUCGAGCUUGCCAGGAGAACCCCCGCCGGGGGGGAUCCUGCCGCCAAGCAACAAGCCCAGAUAGUACGAAACUACGCGAAGCAAUUGGAGCAAUACGCUGAACAGUUAGAAAAUGGCGGUGGCACCGAGACUGGAAAUGGACAGCCUACUCCCAAUAACCCGAGUGGUAAUGAAGACGAGACGGGAAAUGGACGGCCUACUCCCGAUAUCCCGAGUGGCAAUGGAACCGAGACGGGAAAUAAGCCGCCUACUCCCAGUAUCCCGAGUGGUAAUGGAACCGAGACGGGAAAUAAGCCGCCUACUCCCAGCCGGCCGGGCUCGUCUCCAUUAUUUCCUGGUGCUGAGGAUGAUGCUACCGGUGCUGGGGAUGACCCUAUUAGUGCUGGGGAUGACCCUAUUAGUGCUGGGGAUGACCCUAUUAGUGCUGGGGAUGAUCCUAUUAGUGCUGGGGAUGAUCCUAUUAGUGCUGGGGAUAAUCCUAUUAGUGCUGGGGAUGAUUCUACCAGUGCUGGGGAUGGAACCGAGACAGGAAAUAAGCGGCCUAAUCCUAGUCGGCCAGGCUCGUCUCCAUUAUCCCCUGGUGCUGGGGAUGAUCUUAUCGGUGCUGGGGAUGGAACCGAGACGGGAAAUAAGCUGCCUACUCCUAGCCGGCCGGGCUCGUCUCCAUUAUCCCCUGGUGCUGGGGAUGGUCUUAUUAGUGCUGGGGAUGGAACCGAGACAGGAAAUAAGCGGCCUAAUCCUAGUCGGCCAGGCUCGUCUCCAUUAUCCCCUGGUGCUGGGGAUGAUUCUACCGGUGAUGGUAUUAUCGCUUCUAAAGAGUAG